This is a messenger RNA of Urocitellus parryii (Arctic ground squirrel), 4180 nucleotides long. It is a transcript of the gene Rps6kc1, whose product is annotated as ribosomal protein S6 kinase C1. Gene Ontology annotation, biological process: protein phosphorylation. Gene Ontology annotation, cellular component: early endosome. Gene Ontology annotation, molecular function: ATP binding; phosphatidylinositol binding; protein kinase activity. The record is from RefSeq and is a predicted model, not a curated record. NCBI's taxonomy places the organism in Eukaryota, Metazoa, Chordata, Mammalia, Rodentia, Sciuridae.
GGAAGCCGAGCCUUGAGGCGGACGCGCCGCCCUGGAGCCACCGCCCCCUCGCCGCUCGGCCGCUGCGUGGGGACCCGGACCGCGGCGGCUCCGGGUUACCCUGAUGAUCCCGGGCUGGCGGCGGCGGCCGAAGCGGAGGGAGGAUGACCGCUCCCCGGGAGCGGAGUGCCGACCUGGCUCGUUUCUACACUGUCACCGAACCCCAGCGACACCCGAGGGGCUAUACGGUGUAUAAGGUCACCGCCCGGGUUGUUUCACGAAGAAAUCCAGAGGAUGUCCAGGAGAUAAUCGUAUGGAAGAGAUAUAGUGAUUUUAAGAAACUGCACAAAGAACUAUGGCAAAUUCACAAAAACUUGUUCCGACAUUCAGAAUUGUUCCCUCCGUUUGCUAAAGGAAAAGUGUUUGGGCGAUUUGAUGAAACUGUUAUUGAAGAGAGAAGACAGUGUGCUGAAGACCUGCUACAGUUCUCUGCCAAUAUUCCAGCUCUUUACAACAGUAAACAGCUUGAGGAUUUUUUUAAGGGUGGAAUAAUUAAUGAUGGUUCUGAAUUAAUUGGUCCUGCUGAAGCUCACUCAGAGUCCUUCAUUGAUACCUUUCCUGAGUAUAGUACAGAAGGCUUCUCCAGUGACAGUGAUCUGAUAUCUCUUACUGUUGAUGUGGAUUCUCUUGCCGAGUUAGAUGAUGGAAUGGCUUCCAAUCAAAAUUCUCCCAGUAGAACUUUUGGUCUCAAUCUUUCUUCGGAUUCUUCAGCAUUAGGGGCUGUUGCUUCUGACAGUGAACAGAACAAAACAGAAGAAGAACGGGAAAGUCGUAGCCUCUUUCCUGGCAGUUUAAAAUCUAAGCUUGGCAAGAGAGAUUAUUUGGAGAAAGCAGGAGAAUUAAUAAAGCUGGCUUUAAAAAAGGAAGAGGAAGACGACUAUGAAGCUGCUUCUGAUUUUUAUAGGAAGGGAGUUGAUUUACUCCUAGAAGGUGUUCAAGGAGAGUCAAGCCCUACUCGCCGAGAAGCUGUGAAGAGAAGAACAGCGGAGUAUCUCAUGAGGGCAGAAAGUAUCUCCAGUCUUUAUGGGAAGCCGCAGCUGGAUGAUGCAUCUCAGCCUCCAGGAUCACUAAGUUCAAGGCCCCCUUGGAACCUAAGGAGCCCUGCCGAGGAGCUGAAGGCCUUCAGAGUCCUUGGGGUGAUUGACAAGGUUUUACUUGUAAUGGACACAAGGACAGAACAGACAUUCAUUUUAAAAGGUCUAAGGAAAAGCAGUGAAUACAGCAGGAACAGAAAGACCAUCAUCCCCCGCUGUGUGCCCAACAUGGUGUGUCUGCACAAGUACAUCAUCUCUGAGGAGUCCGUAUUUCUUGUGCUGCAGCAUGCAGAAGGUGGCAAACUCUGGUCAUAUAUUAGUAAAUUUCUAAACAGAAGUCCUGAAGAAAGCUUUGACAUUAAGGAAGUGAAAAAGUCCACACUUACUGAAGUUCACCGGCAGCAGCCAACUUGUAGUUCUCAGGACAGUGGCAGCUUUGAAUCCAGAGGAAGUGAUGGGGGAAGCACACUUAAAGUUCUGCCUCUGAAGACUAGUCUUACUCCAAGUUCUCAAGAUGAUAGCAACCAGGAAGAUGAAGGCCAAGACAGCUCUCCAAAAUGGCCAGAUUCCGGUUCGAGUUCAGAAGAAGAAUGCACUACUAGUUAUUUAACAUUAUGCAAUGAAUAUGGGCAGGAAAAGAUUGAACCAGGGUCUUUGAACGAGGAGCCUCUCAUGAAGACUGAAGGGAAUGACAUUGAUACCAAAGCCAGUAGGAGCUUUCCAGCACAUCUUGCUGCUGACAGUGACAGCCCUAGCACUCAGCUGAGAGCCCACGACCUGAAGUUCUUCCCUGGAGAUGAGGACCCAGAAGCAGUUUGUUCUCCAAGAACCUCUGAUUCCCUCAGUAGAUCAAAAAAUAGCCCCAUGGAGUUCUUUAGGAUAGACAGUAAGGAUAGCACAAGUGAACUCCUGGGACUUGAUUUUGGAGAAAAACUGUGUAGUCUAAAAUCAGAACCUUUGAAACCAUUCUUUACUCUUCCAGAUGGGGACAGCACUUCUAAGAGUUUUAAUUCCAUUGAGAACAAGGUAGAGUUCAAAGCUCAGGACACCAUUAGCAGGGGCUCAGAUGACUCAGUCCCAGUUAUUUCCUUUAAGGAUGCUGCUUUUGAUGAUGUCAGUGGUACUGAUGAAGGAAGACCCGAUCUUCUUGUAAAUCUCCCUGGUGAACCGGAGCCAACAAAAGAAGCUGCUGGAACGGGACCUACUAAGUUUACUCAGACUAAUGUGGGCAUGGUAGAAAGCAAACUGUUGGAAGCCCCAGAUGUGUUGUGCCUCAGGCUUAGUACUGAACAGUGCCAGRCCCCUGAAGAAAAAGGCACAGAGGAACUGAGUGAUCACUCUAGGCCCAAGCCCUGUAGUAUAACUGAGACACACUAUGCGCAGGAGGAUCUUGGGGUGUUAUUUGUAGCAGCUGUUGAUCAUAGUAGUUCAGGGGACCUGCCUUUGUUACCCAGCUCAGAUGCUGAGUUGCAAGGACUUCGAGUGGCGGAGUUGGCAGUAACUGCAAACACCACAGAAGAAAGCUUAUUCUAUAUCUCUAAUCCCCUCUCAGGUGCUAAUGAAUAUAAUGCAAACACAGACACUUUAAAAACAGAGGAAGUAUUGCUGUUUACAGAUCAAGCUGAUGAUUUGGCUAAAGAGGAAUCUACUUGUUUAUUCCAGAGAGACUCUGAGAGGAAGGGAGAAAGUAUGUUAGCACUAGAAGGAGAGAAGGAAAUCCAUCAGAUUUUUGAGGACCUUGAUAAAAAAUUAGCACUAAACUCCAGGUUUUACAUCCCAGAGGGCUGCAUUCAAAGAUGGGCAGCUGAAAUGGUGGUAGCCCUUGAUGCUUUACAUAGAGAGGGAAUUGUGUGCCGCGAUUUGAACCCAAACAACAUCUUAUUGAAUGAUAGAGGACACAUUCAGCUAACGUAUUUUAGCAGGUGGAGUGAGGUUGAAGAUUCCUGUGACAGCGAUGCCAUAGAGAGAAUGUACUGUGCCCCAGAGGUUGGAGCAAUCACAGAAGAAACUGAAGCCUGUGAUUGGUGGAGUUUGGGUGCUGUCCUCUUUGAACUUCUCACUGGCAAGACUUUGGUUGAGUGCCAUCCAGCAGGAAUAAAUACCCACACUACUUUAAACAUGCCAGAAUGUGUCUCUGAAGAGGCUCGCUCACUCAUUCAACAGCUCUUGCAGUUCAACCCUCUGGAACGUCUGGGUGCUGGUGUUGCUGGUGUUGAAGAUAUCAAAUCGCAUCCAUUUUUUACCCCUGUGGAUUGGGCAGAAGUGAUGAGAUGAACACAUGCAGGAUGUUUUUCACACAUUGUGAUCUUCUCUGUACUAGGCAUCUCCAGCACAAAAGCAGUCUCGYUCAUUUAUGGAGCACCAGAGCAUUGGAUAAAGACCUUUAUUAGGAAAUCAGGGGAAGAGCCGGGGUAAAAGUGAUUCAUUUACAGUUACCACCUGGACAAGAUAUUAGCUAAUUUUGUCAGUGGGUAUUAUAUACAUGCCUUUAACCAAGGUAUGAAUUAAUUUAAUCUACAUUUAGGAUUGCAGUGCAUUGCAAACCCAACUGAAAUAGGAAUGUCCUUCAAGAAGUUCCUCUGAUUCAAAGCUCUACAUGUAGGAUUUUACUUGAAAGAAGUACCUUUACAUGGCAGCUAAGAAUGCCUUCUGCUAACCAGAUUGGUUUCUAAGACCCAAUUAAUAUUUACUGAAUAAUACACUAAAAGUGCUUCAUGAACAGUGUCAUCUGUGGGCUUAAAAAUAGGAAAAAAAUUAUAUAUGUGGAAUGUCUGAAAGGGAGCCUGUACCAUAAUGCUAUAUAGUUAAUGCAUUUGACUGUGGUCCCAGAUUAUUUCUGUGAGGAGAAGACACUUCAUGUUGUGAGCUUUGAACUUUGUUGGUUAAUACUGCUCAUUAGAGAGGGUUCAGAUAAACACUCACUUCUCUCUCAACCUCAUCUUCCCCUGUCUUCCCAUUCCUGCACCUUUUGCUUAUUCUCUCAUAUUCUGUUCUUCCUACUCUUUUUAACACAUGUGCAACAAAAAAGGGAAGGGAGUAUUUAUUCCUCAAAUUGUGUCAACAUAAUAAGAACUAAGAAAUCAUGAUAUAAAAUAAAUGUGAUAAAA